Molecule: messenger RNA, 2598 nt
Organism: Chara braunii
Lineage: Eukaryota; Viridiplantae; Streptophyta; Charophyceae; Charales; Characeae
Source: the annotation of a GenBank genome assembly
CGAGAGUACCGCGACGUCUUUCCCCCGUACUUCUCAUAAAGCGGAAUUCCCCAGAUGCGCGGUGUUAAGCAUUCUAUACAGCUCGUGUCUGACUAUCGUGUUCACCAUCAGGCACCGUACCGACUCUCGAUUCCAGAGGCGACGGAACUCAAGCGUCAGCUUGAGGAUUUCCUUCGACUGGGUUUCAUUAAACCCAGUAACUCCCCUUGGGGUGCACCUGUCCUCUUUGCUCGCAAAGCGGACGGAACACUUCGCCUCUGCAUCGACUACCGCGGCCUUAACCGUUACACGGUUAAGAAAAACUAUCCCAUGCCCUGCGCGGAUGAGUUGUUUGACCGUCUGGCAGGCAACCGCUUCUUCACGAAGAUCGAUCUUCGUAGCAGUUACCACCAAAUUCGCAUUGCCACAGAGGAUCAGCCGAAGACCGCCUUUCGGUCGCGCUUCGGCCACUACGAGUUCACGGUGAUGCCAUUCGGCCUCACCAAUGCCCUCGCCACCUUCCAGACGGCGAUGAACGACAUCUUCAGGGACAUCCUUGAAGAAUACGUUCUCGUAUACCUGGAUGACAUCUUGGUCUACAGUCGUACCUUAGAAGACCAUCUCAGACACCUCCGCGAUGUCCUACAGCGCUUACGCAAGCAUGGCUUCUAUGCCAAGCUCAGUAAGUGCCGCUUUGCCCAGCGCAAAGUGGACUUCCUAGGACACCAUGUGCCUGACCAAGGUCUCCACAUGGACGACGCGAAGAUUACUGCUAUCGUAGAGUGGCCCGUCCCAGCAUUUGCCAAGCAGCUUCACAGUUUCCUAGGCCUCACCAGCUACUAUAGUAAUUUUAUCCAGGGAUGCGCUAGGUAUUCCUACGUCCUUACCUCCACCCUCCUCCGGAAGAACCCGUCGUGGUUUUGGACACCCCUGUGCGAGGACGCCUUUCGCGCCCUCAAGAAGGCGGUGACCUGUGCGCCGGUUCUUCGCCUUCCCGAUUUUGAUCGUCCCUUUAUAGUCACCACCGAUGCGUCAGAUUUUGCAGUAGGAGUUGUCCUUUCUCAGGUGUUUCCCUCUCCUCCAGAUUCACCUUACCCCCAUGUUCCUCCUUUCCCCCCCCCUCCUGCUGACACUUCUUCUCGACUGACGCCUACCCUCCCACCACUUCCCUCCACUGACAGUCCUCCUGUUACUUACUUCUCGACCAUCGUGGAGGAUGGGACUGUCGAGGCUCAUGCUGGGGAUUGCCCGAUCGCUUUCUACUCCCGUCAGCUACUGCCUGCCGAGAUAAACUACACUGUCGAUGAACGUGAGGUUCUCGCAGUAGUUUAUGCUACCCGACAUUGGCGUCAUUAUCUGCAUGGGGUGCCCUUCACGGUGCGCACGGACAACUCAGUUGUCCAGGCUUUCCUCACGAAGCCUAAGCUUUCCCCUCGACAGGCACGCUGGUGGCGUGACUUAUCCGAGUUCAGUUUCACCACUCAGCCCAUCAAGGGUGAAACGAACUGCGUCGCCGAUGCCUUGUCCCGCCGUCCUGAUCACAAUCAGGAACCCAUCCAUCUUGCUGCCAUCUCCAUCACCACUGUUGAUCAGUCGGUGAUCGNUCUUGCUGCCAUCUCCAUCACCACUGUUGAUCAGUCGGUGAUCGACGCGUAUCGCACUCAGUACCGCCACUGCCCCGAUUAUCGCGUCAUCCACGUGACACUGCGGAGUGGCAAGACCGUUCCUUCCUACUCCCUCGGGGAGAACGGCCUCGUGUACUGGCAUGGCAGAUCUGGUCAGCUAGAACCACGUAUCUGCGUUCCCUCCACCAGACAGCUCCGCGUCCAGGUUGUAGCAGAGUUCCAUGACCAGGCAGUUGUCGGUCAUAUGGGUUUCCACAAGACGUUGACUCGUGUUUGCCGCCUAUACGUCUGGGCGAAGUCCAAGGACUUUGUCAAAGCCUACAUCCAGGAGUGUCCUACCUGCCAUGAGGUGAACAGUGCGAACCACCUUCCGUAUGGGUUACUUCAGCCCCUACCCAUACCUGAAGGUUGUUGGCAGUCCAUCUCGAUGGAUUUCAUUGGUCCCCUCCGCCCACCCACUGAGCGCAGUCAUGAUGCUAUCUUGGUCGUCGUCGAUCGCUCACGAAGCGUGCACGUUUUGUCCCGUGCCGCUAUCGCAUUAGCGUUCGUGAGGUCGCCGACAUCGUCUUCGACCGAGUCGUGAGAGAUCACGGCUUACCUCAUAGCAUCAUCUCCGACCGUGACCCGCGCUUUACCAGCACAUUCUGGCGAUGCCUACACGAGGUGUACGGAUCCCAGCUCCGCUUCUCAUCGUCUUACCACCCUCAGACGGAUGGUCAGACUGAGGUCACCAAUAAAACUCUCGGUAAUAUCCUCCGAAAGUUUGUUAGGGAUGACCAGCAGUGGGACUUACACUUAGCCUACGCGGAGAUUGCAUACAACCACGUUGUUUCGCUAGCCACGGGGAUGUCGCCAUUCUAUUGCGACCUCGGCUACCACCCUCGCGUACCCGCGGAUUUCCUACGACCAUCGCGGUUGCGCCUCGACACUCGUUGCCCUGCGCUUGACGACUGGAUCGCCCACAUGGAGGCGAUAAUGAAGCGCGCACACGAGA